AUGAGCUUUGUUGAUGAGAAGGAAUCAAAAAUCAGCCAUGAUGCAACCAGAAAAGAUGCAGUUGAGUCUGUGAAGAAGUCGCCAGCAAACAUGGUUGCAAGGGCGAAGACUAGGAUGGACUGGACCAAGACCAUUGUGCAAGAAAAGGCUAAGAGAAUGACUACACAUGAUACAGUGCAAAAGCAAGUUGCCACUCAAGUGAAGGAAGAGAUGAAGAACCAAGGUGGAAUGAAUAAACAUGUGGCAUGGGAGCACAAUUCAACAGCAACAGCAAGACAUUAUAUUUUCUCCAAGGAAGCUGCGGGUCAGAUCUAA
Molecule: messenger RNA, 315 nt
Organism: Ilex paraguariensis (yerba mate)
Lineage: Eukaryota; Viridiplantae; Streptophyta; Magnoliopsida; Aquifoliales; Aquifoliaceae
Source: the annotation of a GenBank genome assembly